Cuscuta epithymum is the source of this 9480-nucleotide messenger RNA. The record is from the annotation of a GenBank genome assembly. Lineage: Eukaryota; Viridiplantae; Streptophyta; Magnoliopsida; Solanales; Convolvulaceae.
GGAUCGACUUCCUUCUUCCUUCUCCCUCUAGAAUAGCUCAAAUACUCCAUGAAUGGAGCUCAAAAUGUACUAUGUAAUGGUGAGGAGAGCCUAAUGAGAAUUGAGAGGGCUUGGACAUUAGCCUAAAAAGUCCCGUGGUUUUCUCCCUUUCGGGUUUCCACGUAAAAAAUGAGUUUGUUCAUACACAUUUAUACAUAUAUUUUCUAUAUCGUGUUGGAUUAAACUCAACACUGGCGCCGUCUGUGGGAAUCUGUCCAAAAAGAUUCAUGUGUUUCUACUGUUCUUGAGUUUUCUACAAAAAAAAAUCCAUACGAAAGGCUACUGGCUUCGGCUUGAUUUGCCACAAAAGAGAUACAGAAAAUGGACUGAUUUUCAACAAGGGAAGAAAGAGGAAAAAGAUUCUGAGGAAGGGAAGAAGAAGCUAGGAAGCUACGAAAAUCUGGAAAGCCAAAUAUGAAUUUUUUCCAGAUCUAUUUUUGAGGUCACCGGAGCCGUCGCAACCAUCCCCGCCGCGGUGGACCUCCGGUGAAGUCAGUUGCGCCAGACGAAGCUCGCUGCAGCACCCCAGCUGUUUCAGGCGGCCACCACCUCAGUCGCACACCACCGCUCGUCAUCAGCGACAUGGAGCUGACGCAACCUGAAGGAAAUUCUGCCAUUAAUGGCGGCUUGAAGCUUAGGGAAGGUACACCUCGAAGCUCUGCCGGACCCACCUGGCCCGGCCUCGGUCGCUGCCCUUGCGCCGCGGCAACCGCCCGUACCGCCGUCGAUGAGGGCUCACGCAGUUGGCCUCGGGUCGGUGGAUGGAUGCUUCAGCUAGCUUCCCAAAAGAUACGAAGUACAGCAUAUGGAUCAGAUGCCUUGGUUCUCCAAAGGCCACGUCCACUGGAGGAAUGGUGGCAGGCAGAUAAGUUUGAGCACCUUGACCAAGUCAAAUAGCAAAGGAACCAAAUCAAGUUGAGGAACUCACCGGCCGGAGGUCUAUACCAAAGGCUUGGAGCAUUAGUUUGAGAAAUCAAUAGUUGGAGUACUUUUGACCAAAGUCAAAAUCGAUGGAAGGGAGCAAAUCUGGCUCUAGAAUCCCUCCUGACGGAAGCUUUAUCUCCAAAGCCAAGUACAUAUACAUAUUCUUAAGUUGGUGCAUUAAUAGUUAAUUGUUUAAAAUAUUAGUAUUGCUAGUAUUUUUAUCACCAUUAUUUAUUAUGAGAUUAAAAUAUCCCAGAAUUAAAUAGUGUGAACGAUGCUCUAAGUGAUAAUUAAUUUCACCGUCAUUUUAAUUAAUGAUGAGUUGUGGUGGGCCCGUUGGCCCACUCCUGAUCGGCUUAAAUUAGCAGGCGGAGAAUACCGGAAUGGCUUUUGAUAGGAAAGUAUCAUUACUAUUACCCGUUACGUCACUAUUAUUUAUUAGGGAUAAAAAUGUCCCGAAUUAAAUAAUGUGGAGCGAAGCUCUGGUGAUGUUUGGUUCAGCCAACAUUUUAUUGAAUAUUUAAUUUCUUGUGGGCCUGUUGGCCCACCCUCGAUCAGCUUGAUUAAGUGAUCCGAGCGUCUCCAGAAGGGCGAUGCCCCGACGACGCGUUUGAAUUUGAGGGUUGCGCAUUAGUCCGCACGGCACUACGUGCCCGAUCGACGAUCGUACCCCAGUGUCAUUUACGCCAUUAGGCGUGAAAUGAUUAUUGCCAAACGUGGCCUGUGGGGCCCGAAGGCACCAAAGCACCCAACCUCCUUUUUCUGAGGGCAGUGCGACCAACUUAGGUCUGAGUUUGAAAACUCACGGACCGAUGAAUAUCUCUAUGUGACGUUCGGCGGGCUGCUAAUUGGCCCCGCCGCGAGCUGCUACGUCCAUUAACCCCGCACGAUGAGCCGGGCCGAGGGUCACGAUGACCCAUAGGCCGGUAAUCGUGGGUGUUAGAAAGAAAACCAUGCAGAUGGUUAUGUGUGUAUACAUAUUGUCGGGUCGUGCGGCCCGUUACCAUGCUUAUUGCGCAGCUGAAGCCGCUCGACGCGCUCGAGUGAAAUGAUUAGAAGACGCUCGGCCCGAGUCUUGAAGACGUGCAGGGCCGGCUAAAGAGGAGACCAUCACGGCUGAGGCACCCCCCUUCCCGACGUGGGGUCCAUUUUCUCGAGCAUCUCCACCUAGAGGCCGAGGGCCUAGAGGAGACCACCACGGUUGAGAGCAGCGGGACGAGCAUCUCCACCCCAGAGACCGAUGGCCUAGGAAGAACACCUAGAGGCCGAGGUCUAGAGGCGAAUGCCAUGACAGAGAACCGUGAGACGACCACCCGUCAUUCAGAGGCCGAGGGCCUAGAAGAGAUCGUCACGGCCGAGGGCCGUCUGACGCCAUCAUUACAUCAUGACCGGCCCCUCGGCACGACAUGAUCAUCAUAUUUGAAGACCGGUCUUGUCCCCGCACUGCGCGGACGAGGACUGUUGCUUGAUUUCAGAUCGGCCUCUCAUUGCCGACAUCAUUACAUCAUGACCGGCCUCUCGGCACGGCAUGAUUAUCUUAUUUGAAGACCGGCCUCGUCCCCGCACUGCGCGGACGAGGACCGUUGCUUGAUUUCAGAUCGGCCUCUCAUUGCCGACAUCAUUACAUCAUGACCGGCCUCUCGGCACGGCAUGAUUAUUUUAUUUGAAGACCGGGCUCAUCCCCGCGAUGCGCGGAUGACGGCCGUUGCUUGUUUUCUCAGAUCGGCCUCUCAUUGCCGACACCGUUAUAUCACGACCGGCCUCCCGGCUCGGCGUGCUUUCCAUAUUUGAAGACCGGUUUUCAUCCCCGCUCCUCGCGGAUGACGGCCGUUGCUUGUUUUCUCAGACUGGUCUCUCAUUACCGAUGUUAUUAUAUCACGAUCGGCCUCUCACUGCCGACGCUAUCAUGUUAUGUUCGGCCUCUCGGCACGACAUAUUUAUCUUUUGAAGACCGGUUUCAUCCCCGCGCUGCGUUGGAUGAGAGCCGUUGCUCGGAUAUAUCGGCCUGACCGGACACUAUUGUCAUCUCCAUUAUCAGGACCGACUGCUCAGCGACAUUAUGAUCAUUGUAUAUCGGCUCCCAAUGCCGACCUUCUUGAGUUAGCGAUCGGGCUCACCCCUCCCUUCACGAGGGUGACCAUCGCCUUCGCAUGACAUUAUGUGUGACAUCACUUGUGGUUAUUCUUGGAACCGACGAACGUAUUUUCCUCCCUCAAAAAAAAAAAAAGAAGAAGAAAAAAAAAAAGAUGGGGAGAAGGGGAGACGAGAUCCUAUGAGAGAGGGAGUCUUGACGAGGUAUGCCUGAUCUUCCUUCGCCGCGUAUGACGAACGUCUCCCGACGCGGAGGCUAGUAGGAACGUGGGGGGGGGGGGGGGGGGGGGGGGGGGCUAGACGUACCAAAGGGAACCUCGGCAAGAUAAACCAGUUCCUCCCAUGACCCGUGGUUCGAUGAACACCUUCUGCCAAAGCAGAAGGCUAGUAGGGCCACGAGCAUGGGACGACGAAGCAGGGAAUCCCGACGUGGAUAAACCUGUUCCUCCUUGCGAUCGUUGGAUGACCGAACGUCUUCUUCGAAGUAAGAAGAUUAGUAGGACCACGACAGGGACGAACGAAGAAUAGGGAAUCCCGACGUGGAUAAACCUGUUCCUCCUUGCGAUCGUUGGAUGACCGAACGUCUUCUUCGAAGUAAGAAGAUUAGUAGGACCACGACAGGGACGAACGAAGAAUUGGGAAUCCCGACGUGGAUAAACCUGUUUCUUCUCAUAGUUGGGAUGACGAACGUCUCCUGCGAAACCAGGAGACCAGUACUCACGAGACUUGGGAAGAACAAAGAUCGAGUUCUUUACCGGAGUCUGAUUGCGUGCCGAGUGUACACCGCUUAGCGGUCCGUACAUAGGACCACGGAUACGGUAGACGAACGAAGACCAGCACCAUGGGUCAGACACGCAGGACCAGUUCUCCACCGGAGUCUGUUGCGUACCGAGUGUACACCGCUUAGCGGUCCGUACAUAGGACCACGGAUACGGUAGACGAACGAAGAUUAGCUCCCCAGAUAAGACAGGAAGAACCAGUUCUUUACCGGAGUCUGUUGCGUGCCGAGUGUACACCGCUUAGCGGUCCGUACAUAGGACCACAGAUAUGGUAGACGAACGAAGACCAGCUCCCCAGCUCAGACAGGAGGGACAUUGCCCAGAUUUAUUUCAGGCUCACCAUUCCUUCCCGGAUGGAGUCCUGGCAGACGAACGGCUUCUCACAGCCAAUCAUCAUAGAGACUUGACACAUCACCAGCACGGCCGAGGGCCGUGAGACGAUUAUCACUCACCGACAGGCCGAGGGCCAUGAGAUGAUCAUCACCAUUUUUAUGCAUCACGAUCGGCCCCUCAGCGCCAUCAUGUCCAGAUUCACGGUUCGGCUCGCCCAUUCCCUCCAGGAUGGCGACGACCGUCUUAUGCAGUACGAUCGGCCCCUCAGCGCCAUCGUACCCAGCUCACGUUCAGCUCGUCCAUCCCUUCCAGGGUGGCGACGGACGUCUUAUGCAUCACGAUCGGCCCCUCAGCGCCAUCGUGUCCAGAUUCACGGUUCAGCUCGCCCAUUCCCUCCAGGAUGGCGACGACCGUCUUAUGCAGUACGAUCGGCCCCUCAGCGCCAUCGUACCGAGCUCACGUUCAGCUCGUCCAUCCCUUCCAGGGUGGCGACGGACGUCUUAUGCAUCACGAUCGGCCCCUCAGCGCCAUCGUGUCCAGAUUCACGGUUCGGCUCGCCCAUUCCCUCCAGGAUGGCGACGACCGUCUUAUGCAGUACGAUCGGCCCCUCAGCGCCAUCGUAGCCAGCUCACGUUCAGCUCGUCCAUCCCUUCCAGGGAGGCGACGAACGUCUUAUGCAUCACGAUCGGCCCCCUCAGCGCCAUCGUGUCCAGAUUCACGGUUCGGCUCGCCCAUUCCCCCCAGGAUGGCGACAACCGUCUUAUGCAGUACGAUCGGCCCCUCAGCGCCAUCGUACCCAGCUCACGUUCAGCUCGUCCAUCCCUUCUAGGGUGACGACGAACGUCUUAUGCAUCACGAUCGGCCCCUCAGCGCCAUCGUGUCCAGAUUCACGGUUCGGCUCGCCCAUUCCCCCCAGGAUGGCGACAACCGUCUUAUGCAGUACGAUCGGCCCCUCAGCGCCAUCGUACCCAGCUCACGUUCAGCUCGUCCAUCCCUUCUAGGGUGACGACGAACGUCUUAUGCAUCACGAUCGGCCCCUCAGCGCCAUCGUGUCCAGAUUCACGGUUCGGCUCGCCCAUUCCCUCCAGGAUGGCGACAACCGUCUUAUGCAGUGCGAUCGGCCCCUCAGCGCCAUCGUACCUGGCUUCACGGUUCGGCUCGCACAUUCCCUCUAGGAUGGCGACGACCGUCUUAUGCAGCACGAUCGGCCUCUCAGCGCCAUCGUGUCUCUUUCACGUUCGGAUCGCGCAUCUCUUCCAGGAUGGCGACGAACGUCUUAUGCAGUACGAUCGGCCCCUCAGCGCCAUCGUACCUGGCUUCACGGUUCGGCUCGCACAUUCCCUCUAGGAUGGCGACGACCGUCUUAUGCAGCACGAUCGACCUCUCAGCGCCAUCGUGUCUCUUUCACGUUCGGAUCGCGCAUCUCUUCCAGGAUGGCGAUGAACGUCUUAUGCAGUGCGAUCGGCCCCUCAGCGCCAUCGUACCUGGCUUCACGAUUCGGCUCGCACAUUCCCUCUAGGAUGGCGACGACCGUCUUAUGCAGCACGAUCGGCCUCUCAGCGCCAUCGUGUCUCUUUCACGUUCGGAUCGCGCAUCUCUUCCAGGAUGGCGACGAACGUCUUAUGCAGUGCGAUCGGCCCCUCAGCGCCAUCGUACCUGGCUUCACGGUUCGGCUCGCACAUUCCCUCUAGGAUGGCGACGACCGUCUUAUGCAGCACGAUCGGCCUCUCAGCGCCAUCGUGUCUCUUUCACGUUCGGAUCACGCAUCCCCUCCAGGAUGGCGACGAACGUCUCAUAUGCAGCACGAUCAGCGCCCCAGCGCCAUCAUGUCUGGCUCGUGUUCGGCUCGCCCAUCCCUUCCAGGAUGGCGACGAACAUCUCUUAUACGGCUCGAUUGGCCCCUCGGCGGCAUCAUGUCUAGUCCACCUCCGGCUCCGCCCAUGCCAUCUCGGAUGGGGGACCCGUCUUAUGCAGCAUGAGUGGCCCCUCGGCGGCAUCAUGUCUAGUCCACCUUCGGCUCCGCCCAUGCCAUCUCGGAUGGGGGACCCGUUUAUGCAGCACGUCUGCUUCUCGGCGCUGACAUGCCCGGUUUAUCGAUGAGAGCCACCGCUUUCUAUUACAUCUCACAUUCCUUCUCUCAUACAUUGCACCCAUACAUUACAUGCAUUCAUACAUUCAUGCAUCAUACCUCAUACAUUCAUACGUACACACGUGCAUCAUGUUUUGACAGUACCGCGACGUCGGUUUAUAGACACUUGGACCUCUAAGCUUCUCCGAUUGGAAAGCUCGAGUCAGAGUGCUUUACUCCCGCCUGAUGCAUUCAGGCGGAGUGUGCCCGUGGAGGAGCACCCUUCGCCCGACCCUGUCGGGAAGGGGGGUGCCUCACUGGUAGAUUACGUUCAGGAGAGCAGACACUCACUCAUACAUUAUGAUUAUGUGAAGACACAGUUUCCAGCAAGACAGAGGAAGAGCGCAGACAGAGUAUAUUUUCUCGAGCAGAUUCGCGAGCUCACUACUCAAGAAACUGGGGGACUUGUGUUGGGAUAUAUUAUCCCGGCCUAUUACUGUUCAGGAGUCCAAGGCUUCACGUGGUACGAAACCCAAUCAGUAAGGCCCAUUUUAGCCCACCAGGACCGAUAUCGGCCCGUUUGGCCCAUUAGGGUGGAGAGCCCCUUCUCCCCUUCUCCUAUAAAUAGGGAGCUUAGCCUCCAUGUAAAGGAUCGACUUCCUUCUUCCUUCUCCCUCUAGAAUAGCUCAAAUACUCCAUGAAUGGAGCUCAAAAUGUACUAUGUAAUGGUGAGGAGAGCCUAAUGAGAAUUGAGAGGGCUUGGACAUUAGCCUAAAAAGUCCCGUGGUUUUCUCCCUUUCGGGUUUCCACGUAAAAAAUGAGUUUGUUCAUACACAUUUAUACAUAUAUUUUCUAUAUCGUGUUGGAUUUAACUCAACACACAUGUUUUAAAAUCACCAAAAUGUGUAGUUUUCGUUUGCCGGAUUUAGGAUGAGUAAUGCUGCUCACACGGCUGAGCUGCCGUAAGAUUACUCGCCGCCCGCCAGCUUUGAAAGCUCAUAAGCUCUUACACCAAAGCGCCUCCAUCUUUCCGCACGUAGAGCGAUCUUUUCUGCUUCUCUUAAAGACAUGUUCCAGUUCAGCUCAUAUUCGUCAAGUCCAAUGCUAUAUGCUCGUCCGUGCUCUGGAUCACGACAACAUUCUUCUCAAUCGAUUCGUUGGCGCGGUGUCUGCUGCUGGGUUCUCCGGCUAUGUGUAUUGCUUGGUCUUCUUUGCUCCCAACCCGGACAUGUACCUAUUCAACACUGCCAUUGAAGCUCUCGCUUGCCAGCCACGUUCAACCAAACAGGCCAUUAAUCUCUACGGUAGAGCCCGAAACAUUGGUUUGAAACUCGAUACUUAUUCAAUUCCUUUUGUGUUAAACGCUGUUAUCUUCGAUAGUGGAUUGAGAUUCACCGGUGAACAGAUUCACUGUGAUGCCGUCAAGACGGGGCUGAACAAUGAUGUCCACGCAGCGGUGGCACUUGUUCGCAUGUACUCUGCCUACAGACUUGUUACUGAUGCACGGAAGGUGUUUGGUGAAAUGACGCAAAAAGAUGUGGCUUUGUGGAAUGCUAUGAUGGCUGGCUAUGUCAAGGCUGGUGAUACAGAAGCUGCAGCAUUCUUAUUCGAAUGUAUGCCCGGGAGAAAUGUUGUUUCUUGGACUACUAUUAUAGCUGGCUAUGCUCAAAAGAAUCAGUCUCGAGGGGCCAUUUCCGUUUUCGGGAGAAUGAUGGCUGAGUCGAAUGGAGUCAAGCCUGAUGAGGUCACCUUGCUGGCUGCCCUUUCGGCUUGUGCAGAUUUGGGUGACCUCAAGAUGGGUGAGUGGAUUCACACUUAUAUUGAAAAACAUCAAUUGCGAAAAACUGUACGUCUUAACAAUGCGCUCAUAGAUAUGUAUGCCAAAUCAGGGAGCAUACACAAGGCCAUACAACUUUUUGAGAGUAUGGCCGAAAAAAAUGUGGUAACUUGGUCAACUGUGAUAUCCGGCUUGGCUACUAAUGGACUUGGAAGUGAAGCACUUGACAUGUUUUCUCGUAUGGAAAGGACCGGAGUGAAGCCCAAUGAUGUGACUUUACUUGCUGUACUUUCUGCCUGCAGCCAUGCUGGUUUUGUUGAGUUAGGACACUGUUUUUUCCAAACAAUGGAAGAAAGAUAUGGAAUUAACCGCAGCAUUAAGCACUAUGGCUGUGUUAUUGAUCUCUUAGGGCGAGCCGGUCGCCUUCAAGAAGCUGAAAACUUAAGUAAAGCAAUGCCCUUUGAGGCAAAUGCAGCUAUUUGGGGAUCACUACUUGCUGCAUCUAGGAACCAAGGCAAUAUUGAAAUUGGGGAGCGAGCUCUACAGCAUCUCCUCAAGGUCGAGCCUCAUCAUAGUGGGAAUUAUUCACUUCUGUCUGGCAUAUAUGCUUCUAAUGGUAGGUGGGUUGAAGCUAGGGACACAAGGGUAGUUAUGAGGGAAAUAGGUGUUAAAAAGAAGCCAGGUCAGAGCUCCAUUGAGGUGGAUAACAAAGCUUAUGACUUCAAUUCUGAAGAUAUAUUCCAUCCUCAGCUUGACCGAAUACAUAGAACUCUGCUGCAGUUAAAUAGACACUUGAAGAUGCCAAGUCAUGCUGUAAGGGACUACGAGGAUCUGCUUGAUUCUGUUGGCUUGUAAGAUAAUUUACUCUCCUCCUAUGUAUGUAAUGAAACUGCACACAAACAAUUUCGAAACCAAGCUGAUGGGCGAGAUUACGAAUGUGUGUUCUGAUAUGAAGUUCCUGAAAUCUCAAUGAUCUGAUUUGGACUUCUGUCUGGUCAAUCUUUUUGGUCUUAUUAUUUUAUUUUGGUCUGGUCUUGAAUUGACUCUCAAGGUUGUUUGCGAGUGAUGAAACCUGACUAGGACAUUACUUUUUGACCUUAAAAGGUAGGGAAAAAUCUAUUUGGGUAUGUUUGGUUUGGGGUAAUCUCACAUGAAGGCCGGAAUGUCAUGCGCGGAAUGUCAGAUACCCAUGUUUGGUUCACGGGUUUGAGAAAAAAUCGGAAAAGUUAGAUUCCCGGGAAUGUAAUAUGGAAGGACAUCUUAUAACCACCAAUGUCUUAGGUUAUCUUACAUUUCCGAUGAUGAUCUAAUUUUCUUCCGAAAAUACCCUCAAUUAAUUAUCUCUUUUCAAUUAAUUUCUUUAUAUAGUGCGAUUUUAUAAAACUUAUAAUGUAAUUUCUAAACAUGUAAAUUAUAUUUACUAACAAAUAAUCUUAUUAUUGAAAGAGAUCAGUUAAUUUUAUGGUCAG